GAAGGCGGGGACAGAAGACAAGACCCCAGUGUGUGAAGCCUGGAGGAAAUGGGUCAGUGCAGGGCUGUGAAAGAGCCAGGCUGGGCCUGGCCUGGCCUGUGUGGAGCUCAGUCUGCUCUCCCUGCCCCUCUCUCCUCUCCUCCCCUUGCCCCCAAAAUAGCUCCCUGGGCUGCCAGGCCAAGACCAUCCCUUCGAGGGGGGAGGCGGGGCAUGCUGCCCAGAGCCCGGCUUUAAAUCCCCAGGCAGCUGGGGAUCUCCACUGCCUGGCUGGAGGCACUGCUGAGGCCGCCUGUCCGGCCGCCUGUCCAGCCGUCAGUCCAGCUCGCCCUCCUGCAGCCAUGUCCCGGCCCCUGACCGACCAGGAGAAGAGAAAGCAGAUCAGCGUGCGCGGCUUGGCCGGCGUGGAGAAUGUCACCGAGCUGAAGAAGAACUUCAACCGGCACCUCCAUUUCACACUCGUCAAAGACCGCAAUGUGGCCACCCCGCGAGACUACUACUUCGCGCUGGCCCACACUGUGCGCGACCACCUUGUGGGCCGCUGGAUCCGCACGCAGCAGCACUACUAUGAGAAGGACCCCAAGAGGAUCUACUACCUGUCUCUGGAGUUCUACAUAGGCCGGACGCUACAGAACACCAUGGUGAACCUGGCCCUGGAGAAUGCCUGUGAUGAGGCCACCUACCAGCUGGGCCUGGACAUGGAAGAGCUGGAGGAAAUCGAGGAGGACGCAGGCCUGGGCAACGGAGGCCUGGGCCGGCUGGCGGCCUGCUUCCUGGACUCCAUGGCAACGCUGGGCCUGGCUGCCUAUGGCUAUGGGAUCCGCUAUGAGUUCGGGAUUUUUAACCAGAAGAUCUGUGGGGGCUGGCAGAUGGAGGAGGCUGAUGACUGGCUCCGCUACGGGAACCCCUGGGAGAAGGCCCGACCGGAGUUUAUGCUGCCUGUGCACUUCUACGGCCACGUGGAGCACACCAGCCAGGGGGUCAAGUGGGUGGACACACAGGUGGUGCUGGCCAUGCCUUACGACACGCCCGUGCCUGGCUACCGCAACAACUUCGUCAACACCAUGCGCCUGUGGUCCGCCAAGGCCCCCAACGACUUCAACCUCAAGGACUUCAAUGUCGGUGGCUACAUCCAGGCUGUGCUGGACCGCAACCUGGCAGAGAACAUCUCUCGUGUCCUGUACCCCAAUGACAAUUUCUUCGAGGGAAAGGAGCUGCGGCUGAAGCAGGAGUACUUUGUCGUGGCUGCCACACUCCAGGACAUCAUCCGCCGCUUCAAGUCCUCCAAGUUCGGCUGCCGCGACCCCGUGCGCACGAGCUUCGAUGCCUUCCCGGAUAAGGUGGCCAUCCAGCUCAAUGACACCCACCCCUCCUUGGCCAUCCCUGAGCUGAUGAGGAUUCUGGUGGACCUGGAGCGGCUGGACUGGGACAAGGCAUGGGAUGUGACAGUGAGGACCUGUGCCUACACCAACCACACAGUGCUGCCUGAGGCCCUGGAGCGCUGGCCAGUGCACCUCAUUGAGACGCUGCUCCCCCGGCACCUCCAGAUCAUCUAUGAGAUCAACCAGCGCUUCCUUAACCGGGUGGCCGCCGCCUUCCCCGGAGACGUAGACCGGCUGCGACGCAUGUCGCUGGUGGAGGAGGGCGCAGUGAAGCGCAUCAACAUGGCCCACCUGUGCAUCGCUGGGUCGCACGCCGUCAAUGGUGUGGCUCGCAUCCACUCUGAGAUCCUCAAGAAGACCAUCUUCAAGGACUUCUACGAGCUGGAGCCUCAUAAGUUCCAGAAUAAGACCAACGGCAUCACCCCUCGGCGCUGGCUGGUUCUGUGUAACCCCGGGCUGGCAGAGGUCAUUGCCGAGCGCAUCGGGGAGGAAUACAUCUCAGACCUGGACCAGCUGCGCAAACUGCUCUCCUACGUGGACGAUGAGGCCUUUAUCCGGGAUGUGGCGAAAGUGAAGCAGGAAAACAAGCUCAAGUUCUCUGCAUACCUAGAGAAGGAAUACAAUGUCCAUAUCAACCCCAACUCACUCUUCGAUGUCCAGGUGAAGCGGAUUCAUGAAUAUAAACGCCAGCUCCUCAACUGCCUCCACGUCAUCACGCUGUACAACCGCAUCAAGAAGGAACCCAAUAAGUUUUUUGUGCCUCGAACUGUGAUGAUUGGAGGGAAGGCCGCACCUGGGUACCACAUGGCCAAGAUGAUCAUCAAACUCGUCACAGCCAUUGGGGAUGUGGUCAACCACGACCCGGUGGUGGGAGACCGCCUUCGCGUGAUCUUCCUGGAGAACUACCGAGUCUCGCUGGCUGAGAAAGUGAUCCCGGCCGCGGACCUCUCCGAGCAGAUCUCCACCGCAGGCACCGAGGCCUCAGGCACUGGCAACAUGAAGUUCAUGCUCAAUGGGGCUCUGACCAUUGGCACCAUGGACGGGGCCAACGUGGAGAUGGCAGAAGAGGCGGGCGAGGAGAACUUCUUCAUCUUCGGCAUGCGGGUGGAGGACGUGGACAGGCUUGACCAGAAAGGGUACAAUGCCCAGGAGUACUACGACCGAAUUCCUGAGCUUCGGCAGGUCAUCGAGCAGCUGAGCAGCGGCUUCUUCUCCCCCAAACAGCCCGACCUGUUCAAGGACAUUGUCAACAUGCUCAUGCACCAUGACCGGUUUAAGGUCUUUGCAGAUUAUGAAGACUACAUUAAAUGCCAGGAGAAAGUUAGCGCCCUGUACAAGAACCCCAGAGAGUGGACGCAGAUGGUGAUCCGGAACAUAGCCACCUCAGGCAAAUUCUCCAGCGACCGCACCAUUGCCCAGUACGCCCGAGAGAUCUGGGGCGUGGAGCCUACCCGCCAGCGCCUGCUGGCCCCUGAUGAGAAGAUCUGAGAGUCCAGACCAGACCCUAAACCAGCCCCUGAGUCUGUUUGCAAUCCCUUGGGCCAGCCCCAGCUCCUCAUCCAGAGGGUGGGGUACUGGAGUUAGAUCUCUAAGCCUCUUCCUGGAACCCCCAUUUCCACCCAGCCUCGAAGUCCCAGUGUCCACCUUGACUAAGGACAUUGCUCCCAUCCUGUCCUCCGGCUCCCUGCCUGCUCCUAUUUAUGGGUCUGACCAACUGCACCCACUCCCCAAUAAAUUGAUUCUCCUUGAGA
Molecule: messenger RNA, 3130 nt
Organism: Ceratotherium simum simum (southern white rhinoceros)
Lineage: Eukaryota; Metazoa; Chordata; Mammalia; Perissodactyla; Rhinocerotidae
Gene: PYGM
Product: glycogen phosphorylase, muscle associated
Biological process (GO): glycogen catabolic process
Cellular component (GO): cytoplasm
Molecular function (GO): pyridoxal phosphate binding; glycogen phosphorylase activity
Source: RefSeq, a predicted model, not a curated record